AUGUUGUUGGGAAUGGUCUCUUCGAUCUAUUUGAGGAAGUUGUGUACGUUUUCUUCUAAAAUAGCUAAGAGAUUUUACGGCUUCUCUGGUCGGUUGAGAAGCGAAAUGUUUUUACAGAGGUUCAGUCCAACUACAGGAAGAAUGGAAUGGGUCAUGGAGGAUGAAUAUUACGACAUGAGGAAUGAAAUCGCGAGGUAAUUUAGGAGAUCGUUACAUUCGUAUUUGACAGGAUAACUGUAGUGUGGAAAGUGAAAUACGAUCGAGCCAGAGACAAACUCAGCGAAGUUAUUCUCUUCCAUCUUUCUUCCACAGAUCGUCUUAUGCAGACAUGCUUCACGAUGACGAGAGGGUAGGAUUUUGAUAAAAUCCUAUAAGUUGCAAUUGUUGAGAAAAAAAGAGACACUUAUGAAGGAGUUUCUCAGGACAUGUUCAGUUAGGAAAAUCACUCAUUAGAUCCGCUAGAAAAGAAAAAAGAAAACUGGUUGUUUCUUAGAUUUUUUGUAUCCUUUUUCGCUGUAGAACAAAAUGUACUAUCAGGCAACCAAAGACGCUGUCAAAAAUAUCAAAGCUGCUGGGAAAAAAAUUCACAUGCUAGAUAUUGGAACAGGGACUGGACUUCUGGCCAUGAUGGCUGUGAGGAGUGGGGCAGAUGGGGCCACUGCUUGCGAGGUAACCAAUCACCUUUUUAGUAUGCAUGAAACAAAUUGUGUUAUUCUGGAUUCUCAAAUCUGCUUACUUUGUAUUUGCCAGGCAUUUGAACCUAUUGCUAAAGUAGCUAGUGAAAUAGUGAAAAAGAAUGGAUUUGGUGACAAAAUCUCAGUUAUUGGGAAACGCUCAACUGAAUUAUCAAUGGAAGAAGGUAAAAAAAUUCAUCAUUUUGAUAGAUGUAAUAGUAAUUAUCUAUUGUGGGUGGAAUAUGGUGCGGAGUGAUAAUGACAAUGAUGAUGAAAAUUGAUGAUAAUUGCACUUGAAACCAUUUUUACCAGGCUUCAGUAAGUUAUUCAAGCCCUGGCCAGGGUCACUGUGUUGUGUUCUUAGGAAAGACACUUUACUCUCACAGUGCUUCUCUUCACCCAGGUGUACAAAUGGGUACCAGCAAAUGUGCUGGGGGUAACCCUGCGAUGGACUAGCAUCCCAUCCAGGGGGGAGUAGUAAUACUCUUAGCCACUUCAUGCUAAGAAAACCGGAGUUAAGUACCGGCCCCAUGGGCCACUUGGGCCCAUAUAAAGGCUUUACUUUUUUUACUAGGUAAGUUAUUGGCCAUCCUCAAAAUAGGUCCAAGGAUGGCCAAUAACUUACCUAUGUGUUACAAGAAGUAUUGGGUCUCAGCCUUGGGAAGUUACUGCAGCAUGAUUUUAGAGAUCUGGAAGAGCAUAAGAGAAUUGGAGAGAAUCAUCUUGUAAAGAGAAUUAGAAAUGAUAGUACUCGAUUAAUAAAUCUUGUCAGUUCUAUAUAUACCUUGUAGUAUUCAGAUUUGGUGGGCAAUGCACUUGGCAGCUAAUUAAUAUAAUUUGUACAUCCUGCAAUACUCAUAACUGUUAUUUCAAUUAAUGUAGUGGGUGAUUGUUUUUACAAGGUGCUUAUAGAAAAUUCAGUUUCAAUUGACAAGUAAUUGUUGGUUUUUCUUACAGAUGGAAAUUGCCAAAGCAGAGCUAACUUACUAGUAACAGAACUUUGGGAUACAGAACUUAUUGGAGAAGGUGCACUACCAACUCUAAGGGAUGCUUGCAAUCGCUUACUGGAGGUAUAAAUUUUCUUAAUUUUGUCAAUAGUAAAUAGGAAAUGUAAAUGGUAAAUUUUGUUUUCAGCAAGUAUUUUUUAUUUCCUUAUCUUGUUUGCCUAUGUUACAGUCCACAAAACAGCAUGACUCUUGAAGUACUGUAAAUUGUCAGAAUCAGGUUAAUUAUAGAAUCUGAGUUUGCUUUUAUUAAAGAUAUAGCACAAACUUUAACAAUGAUUUAUCUCUAUAGCCAGGAUUUGUCAGUGUCCCAGCAGCAGCUACAAUUUAUGCUCAAGUUAUAGGAAGUGAUGCACUUUGGAGUAUGCACCAGUUAAAUCCACAGCAGGUAGUAAGAAUGCCUUAACAAUUGUAAAUUGCAGUUUGAGAAAGGAGAACAUCACAUGUGUCUUUCUUUUAUGAGUAUGAAAAAAGGCAAACCAAGCCACAAAAGCAAAUGAGAAGGGUGGAAUUUGUGAAAUUUGAAUUAAUGUCUUCCUAGCCUCCUUGUUUGGUUGAUUUUUAUAAUACCCUGCUUUGUUACUGGGAGUGAACAGUGUGACAUGCAAUAUAUAUUGUACUUGUAGGCCUAGUAUACAUGUAUGAAAUGUUUUUAACCUUAUGUCUCGUUUUGAUGUAUGUCUUAAUGUAUGUCUUAAGUAAAUGUAGUCAACUUUUCUAGGUUAUUGAUGGCUCGAACUGAGGUUGCAAGUGACAUUUAAAGACAUUUACACUAAGGGAGCUCUGGUAGAGCUAAUUUUGAUAAAACUCAGUCGUAAGUUCUUUCUGCUCAGAUGUUAGACAACCAAGAUAUUACCUUACCUGCUGAUAUGAAAGAUUGUCGUGGGACUGCAAGUGGUUUUGAUCUACAUGUUGAUGAGCUUUCUGACGAAGAAAUUCAUAUUUUUACAUCACCUGUUCCAAUUGUUAGGUAAAAUCCACGUCCAGAGUCAUAAUGAUGUAAUGUUUAUUUUUAGACAGGGAGAUUUAAAUCAAAUGUCAGGAUUUAGGCAUGCCUUGUAUAAAUGCAAGACUGGCUGGUAAACUGCAGUUAAAGCUUGCUGCCAAAGAGAAAAAGCUAAAAUCAGCUGUGCUUCAAUGGGAUAACUGUUGCAGAAGAAAAAAAGCUAAAAUCAGUUGAAUAUGCUUUAAUGGGAUAACUGUUGCAGAAGAAAAAAGCUAAAAUCAGUUGAAUGUGCUUUAAUGGGAUAACUGUUGCAGAAAAAAAAAACUAAUAUCAGUUGUACUUCAGUGAGCUUGAACCAGUGGAUAACUGACUUAACUCAGUUUAGUGCUUAUACUAAACGUUCUCCAGAAAGGAAUCUGCUCAUGGAUGGUGAUAUUUGAUAACAAAUUAUAUUCUGACUGGUGGAAGAGACAGCAGUGAAGGAAUAUUAAUUCGCCAAUUGUUGUCUUUUUCACAGGUCACUAUGCUAAAAUUGAACCAAUUGUUGCCCCCCAUCUUAAUCUUCUUGUUUUUUGUGUCUCUUCUGUGUUUACUACACCUGCCCUCCAUAUUCGCACUGGCUAGCUAUUACUUAGGUUACUGAAUAUGUCACAUGAAAUGGUGUAUGUGACCUGCAGAUUAAAUUAAGAAAAGAAUAUGACAGCAAUCUUGGCAGUAAUGAACACCACCUAAUAAGUAAUAUUUAAUAUAAGGCCUGAAAAAAAGUUCAGGCAUGUACAGGAUUUGAACCCAUGACUUCUGCAAUACUGGUGUAAGGAUCUACCAACUGAGCUAACAAGCCAACUGAGAGCUGGAAUCUUUUCAAGUCUUAUUUUCACUACUGCUUAAGUAGUGUUCAUCACUGCGACAAUUGCUAGAUCAUAUUUACUUAGGUUAUUGUUUGUUCAAGCAUGUCCAUUCUAAAACUAUUUUUUUCUCUCAUUUCAAUGUUGUGGUUGAAUUUGCUUUCUUCUCUGCUUCCUCCCUGUCUUUGCCAUAAAUACCAUGACAUUAUUUGUAUUAACCUAACAGCAUAGUCAUUGAUAAUAACCUUCUCUUGUCAGGGUUGAAUUCUGUAGUGGAUGUCAGUCAAAGAAUACCCACUGCACCAACAGAGUGUCAAUACCAGAGACCAAAGACAAAGUUGACAGUGAUAAAACAGUGUCUCGUUAUCAUGUUGAGGCUUCAGUCACCCAGACAGGUCCUGUACAUGGAGUGGUCAUGUGGUGGUCUUUAGAUAUGGACAUGAAUGGUGAAAUUAUCUUGUCAACUGCUCCACGCUGGGUACACCCUGAUGGCCACAAAAGACAGGUGUUUAGAAAGAGUUGUUUUCACUUAACCCUUUAACCCCUAAGAGUGACUAGCAUCUAAUUUCUCCUUACAAUAUCACCACCGAAUCACAUAUUUAAGUCAUGAGAAUAAAGGAAAUGAUCACCAACCAAAGAAACUGCUGAUUGUUAGACAAAUUCUCCUUAUCAGUGCUUUAGUAAAUGUAUGGAGAACUGUAUGGAGAAUAUGAAUACUGAUGUUAGGGUGUAAAAGGUUAACCUUUCCUAUUCUCAGAUUUGAAAACUAAUUCUCCUAACCAAUACUGCAUGUCACUUUGUUGGAUGUUCUUGAGAGUUUAUUAUGUCUAGCAAUUUUCCCCUAAGAAGAUAAGUUCUGUUGAUUCGAAGAUUGGAGAGAGGGUGGUAUUUAGUUGACAUAUAUCAUCUAUUACUAUUUUUUCAAAUGAAAUUAAUUAUGGGUUUCAUUUCUUGUUUUGUUUGAUAGUGGAGAGAUCAUUGGAUGCAGGCUGUCUAUUUCUUAAAGACACCGUUGGCCAUGCAAGAAGGUGCCAGAUUUGAAAAAUUUGAAAUCUGAUAAUUUAACAGCACUUACAUUAUCUGUUAAAAGGGUUUAAUGACAUUAAUGGUAAAAACCCUCAGCAAAUUAGUUGUUGUACUCCAAAAAAUUGAUAAGAAUGGGACAAAUUUUUGAUCAACUGAAAUUUCUCCCCCACAGGUGACAAAAUAAAUGUUCACUGUUACCAUGAUGACUACAGCAUUUGGUUUGAUGUCACACCAGUGAAUAGGUAUGUCCAACACAUAGUGGCAGAGUUUGAUUACUUCAAACUCUCUCAUUUCAUAGGGAGCUCAAUUUAUGGAGGGGUCUAUUUGUAAGUGUUUACAUAUUAUCUUCAUGCUCUAUCAAGCCUCUCUUUAAGAGGUAUUUGUUCACAAGGUUUCAGUAGGUUUACUAAUUUAUCAAACAGGUUCACUCUGGAUUGUGAAUUUGUCAUAUUUGUGUUCCCUGUCAUUUUGUACAUCUAGACCCUGGAAAAGAAACAAAUCAUUUUUAAAUGGGGCAAAAGGUAUAUAAUGUUUGAGAGCAACGUUGACCUCAUUAGCCUUAUUAUGCAAAGAUCUGAGUUUUACUAUGUUAUUAAUUGUGUGACAUAUUAAUGUUUUGUGUAUUCAGAAUUGUAACAACAGUUGAUCGUCCACUCUGCACAUGUGGUGCCCAUGUCACCUGGAGUCGUCACAGAUUUGCUAUGUUGAAUGACAGGCAAAGAUCACAGGCUUUUAAAGAGGCAUUGAGACAGGUUACAAAUUAGUUCUUUGAACCUCUUAAACAAGUACUUUAAGUCUUGUGCCCUAACCCCCCCUCCUUCCUCCCUCCCUCCCUCCCUCCCUCCCUCCCUCCGUAUGGAGUUGAAUCCUUAAUUAUACAGGUCAUUGGUCUCUUAGUCAAAUUGGUAAAUUGCAUUGGGAAUCUGGACAGGCCCACUGGGUGAUACAAUUUGUUUAAAGACAUAUUGAAGACAGAUGCUCAAUGUAGUAAACUCACAUUCUUGAAGUUCUGCUCUGAUCUUAAGCUGACCUCAAGCUGGAUUUGUCUCUAGUUCAACAACUCCAUUUCACUACAAAAUUAACCUACUGGUAAAUGUUUUGCCUCUUGCCAGUUCAAGGUUUGGAUUAUUGUUAUGUGAUAAUUUUAGAGGAGUUCCUGUAAACCAAGUAAAAACAGCUACAUCCUACGUGCUUUUCCACUGUAUUAUCCAGAUUAUCCUCCCACUUUUACCCCUUUCCAUACAUAUGUUGCAGGGGAGUCUACUAAAUAGAAAUUGAAGGAUAAAUCUAAUAAGAUCAGUUACCAACAAGAUGUUUAUUUUUUUGCCAGUUGGUUGCAGAGGGUCAUUCUAGAUGUUUGUGUAUCAGUGAUGGGUCAUUGCUUCCUGUCAUGGCAGCCAAACUCGGUUUUGAGAAGGUAUUUAAAGCAAUUAUACAGUGAAUUAUGAAAUGUCGCCAAAAACAAAAACGUGGAUGUAGAUCAAAAAUGAACUGGUGAUGAAGUAGUAAUCACACAUGUCUGUCUUGCAGGUCUUUACAGUAGAGUCAUCAGUAUUAUUUCAAAAGCUUCUAAAGAAGGUGAGUUGGAGCUGUUUUUAUUGUUAAGGUGGUCUCAAAAUCUCCCCUAUCUUAGUUGACUGAUAUAUUCUGUUUUGGCUUAUUUUGAAAAUGCUAAGCUGGGUUGGUACACGAAAUUAGCAAUAUCUUUAUCUUUUUGCUGUGCUGCUGUAACUUUGAUUUCCUCAAACUCAGUCAAACCGAUCCAUUUACUUCCUGUUGUGUUUCACAUAUUUACAUAGGGCUUAAUUGUUUUGUUCAGUUUACUUAAAAUAACCCACUACACCCUAACGCCAGUAUUUAUAUUCUCCGUUCUAUUUACUAUUUAUGUCCUAAGGUGCUGACAAAGAGAAUUUGUUUAAAAAAUCUAGAGCUUCUGUGGUUUGUGAUCAUUUCCUGCAUUCUCGUGAUCUUCAUGUUUGAUUCAGGGGUGUUCCUACAGGGAGAAAUUAGAUGCUAGUAGCUCCAAGGAGUUAAAAGGUUAAGAAAGGUGACAACAGCAAGGAAAUAACUGACUGUUUACCUCCCCCUUGUGGAGGCACAGUGGCCUCAUGGUUAGUGCGCUCGACUCCGGAUCUGGUGGUCCGGGUUCAAGCCCUGGCCAGGGUCAUUGUGUUGUGUUCUUAGGCAAGACACUUUACUCUCACCGUGCUUCUCUUCACCCAGGUGUUCAAAUGGGUACUCGAUGGACGAGCUCGAUGGACGAGCUCGAUGGACGAGCUCGAUGGACGAGCACUAGAAAACCGGAGUUAAGCACCGGCCCCAUGGGCCACUUGGGCCCGUAUAAAGGCUUUCUUACCUCCCCCAUUACAUUUAUUUCUCCCCAAUGGCGUCUCACUGAAUCGUUACACCCUUUCACCAUCUCGUUUUCUUUCUUUGUCAGAUUAUGGAUUUAAAUGGAAUAGCUGACAAAAUAGAGAUUCUUAGUCAAGAAGAGUCAGAUCUGCAGUUUAGGGACUUAUCAACUGUCCAGGUAAAUUGAAAUAAAUAUGAUCACGUAUUAUGCACAGACAAGAAAAAAAAUCAUAUUGAAUGGUAAUUGUUUUUUCCUGUCGUGGGCGUAAAUGUAUUUGUUUAACCGUUAAAGUUUUUUAGCUUUUCACCCAAAACCCGGGUUUAAGUGCCAGUGUUUCAACAUUAACAUACUGACAGUUGUAUAGCCCUUACCGGGUUCUUAGGCGGAGAAAAAGACUGAAAAAGCCAGCAAAAACAUGUGAGAAAAAUCGCGGAAUUUGUUAACGAAAAGAAAACUUUAAAAAAAAAAGACGCAUUAUUUUACUAUCAGGAUCUCACAAAGUCCUUCGAGAUAUUGACCCAACUUGUUACUCAGACGCUCUCCGUAGGAGGCUCGGGUUAAAAAUUCGGGUCAAGCGCGGUCAGUUAUUACAAAUAGUCGUAGAGGCUUAUGAGCGCCUGAGUAAGUCUGAGUUUCUCACGUGUAGGCUUCAAGAACUAGGUGAAAAGCAUGUGAUGAUAUUCUUUUAAAGGGAUGACAUUUUGCACAUGCUUCUCAAAUGGUUUUCACAUGACUUUCACAAUGCGAGGUUCACGUGAGAGAAGUGUGAAUACUGUAUUAAGACUGAGCUUAGAUUUUACCAAUGCGAGUGCAUGAGUACAUGCACGCACAUUACAUGCGUCUAGUUUAUUCAAGUAGUUUGGAAACUGGCAAUUUCUUUUUUUUUCUUUUACGCCAAAAAAAUAUGAACGAAUGAAUGAAAAGUUAGACAGCGUCUGGCCAAUUUGAGCGAGCGAGAUUAAUCAAAAGGAUUUAGUAUUGGAAAAAAGACAAAAUUAUAGAAAGAAAUUCCUGAAAGUCGCUGCGGCCUUCAUUGAGUUUAUCGUCUUCAAAACAUGUUUUGUGAUCCCACUUCUGUGAAAACAUUUUCUUACAACAGGAAAUGAUGGAAUAAUUAAACUGAUCACGAUUUUUACUCUUUGCUACGGAAUCUCAAAGCGGGCGAGUUCUGAGCGGGCACGGGUAGACAUUUAGAACACAGGAAUCACUUCAUCUUGCCUGCUCGCGGAGAAAGCCACACCAUAAAAUCAUUUUUAUAGCCAGUGGCAAGAUAUUAAUGAUUUGUUGUAGAUGUCUACAAUAAUUAUUCCGUGCUGUUGUAGCAGUUUACAAGAAUCCUUUUGAUGUCUGUGUAUACUCUUUUCAGGUUGAUGUUAUUUUAGGCGAGCCGUUUUUUACAAGUUGCCUGUUUCCGUGGCACAAUCUAUAUUUCUGGUACGCGGCAGCCAGUGCCGCUAGAGUAAGCAAACCAGCAGUCAAGAUAUUACCUAAGGGUGCAACCUUGAAGGCAAUAGCAGGUGGGUUAAUGGAAAUUACCAAAAGAUAUUGGCAAAAGUUUUAAGUCUCGUAUGUUUCAUUCAAUCCUUUUGUUUCAUUUGGUUGUGUGAGGUAACGUUAGUCACUGAAUAAGUGCUUGCACAUACUGUAACCAGCCCAAAAUUUAUUUAUCUUUUGUGGUCAAAUCGAUACAAUCCACAAAGAGUUGCCAGGGAAGAUUACAAGAGGUUUGAGGCGGGUGCGUCAGGUGUUCUAUGCUCGUAGUUUAUACAUGGUUUCGUUUUAGUUUCUCUUUCCGCGGCAUGUAACUAGACACUCACCAAAGCAUUUUAGAUUUUUGUUUUGUAGAGAAGAUUACCUACAAUAUAUUAUCGGUUCACUGAGAAUUCUUUCUGAGCUACCAAUCUCAAAGGGCACAACCCUUGUUCAGGAAUUUUACCUUUUAACUUUUUUAGUGGAGUUUGAUGACCUUUGGAAAUUUCAUGCCCCUGUGAAUAUCGUGGAAGGAUUUGAUAUCUCACUGUUUGACGAACUAAUAGAGGUAAAAUAGAUUUAAUAAACUUUUGCAUACGCAUUAAGUCACAAGUUAGAUUGCCAUUUGAAAUUUUCAAUGCAUCAAAGGGAGAAAUUGAUAUCUCCAUGUGCGAAAUCGCAUCCUGAGCGAAGAGAAAAGGAACUGAAACUUCACUGCCUUUCAUUUUAUUAUCGCAGUGAGCCAUUUCAGAAACACAGAUAACUUAAGUCUUGCGGUUAACGGAAAUGUAUACAAUUUUACCUCAUUUCUCGAGUUCUAAGAAGCUACACGUGUGGCAUCUUAACACGCUAGUCUCAUGUCAUCCAAGAUGUCACGCAAGAAACACGUGCGUGUCACAGACAUUCUUUUCUCGUGCGCGCGUGAAUUCUCGUUCCCCUUGUCUAAAUCGCUCGCGCUCUGUUUGAUCAAUAGCCAGUUGAGCAGGCUAUCGAUUGUUGUCUUUCAGGGAUCAAAACUUACAAAUGAAGAAAUCAACAGUGAAAGUAGUGAUGGGAUAGCACUGGAGCCUCAUCACUUGUGGGAGUAUCCGUGCCAUCCUCUAACUCAGGAAUUCACCCUAAUGGAAUUUGACUUCACUUCAAAUAUACCAAGCCAGAAAAUGGCAAGCAAAGGAGAAGCGAAACUUACGAGGUUAUUAAACAGCUACGGUUAUUUACCAGUUUGGAGUUCUGUUAACCCUAUAAACCCUAACAUCAGUAUGCCUAUUCUCCAUAUUGUUCACUAUUCAUUUAUUAAGGAGUUGACAAGGAGAAUUUGGUUAACAAUCAGGAGCUUCUUUAGUUGGUGAUCAUUUCCUUCAAUCUUGUGACCUCAAAAGUUUGAUUUAGGCGCUGAUAUUGUAAGGAGAAAUUAGAUGCUAGUCACUCUAAGGGAACACAGGGUCGAUAUUGUCCACAUCUGUGUGCACCAAAUUGUGUUUCACGCCCCUUCAGUAUGGCUGUCAUUCAUUCAUGUGUAGUGUUACUCCUAUAAGCAACGUUUAAAAUCAAACACGAAUUAAGGUAGACAGUUAACGGUGGGUUAAAGUCAACGCACUGUCUGAUUUUUACCAUUUUGAUGGAAAAAAGAAACAAACAAACAAACAAAAGAUACAUGAAAACAUCGUUCUAUUUAAGUGGGUACAAAGAGGGAAAAUUUCACGAUGCGGAGACUGAGAGUUGAUUUGACGAAAGAAGGAUGAUUUCUUUUAGUCAGUAACACAGUUAUAUACUUUCCCAGUUGUAAAUUUUAUUCAGGGUAUGUGUCUCUGUUAUUAGGCCUGGUACUUUUCAUGGUGUAGCAAUCUGGAUGGACUUCCACCUCACUGAUAAAUUAACCGUUACUACAGGAUUACAACAGGUGAGACAUGACUAAAUCAUUAUUUCCUUUAUUUUUUAAGAAACAUUUCAUUUUUUUGAGUUAAGAGAUUUUGAUGGAGUGUGCCAUAGCAAAAAAUUCUAAGUGAUCACAUUAGCCGAUUACGACAAAGGGUAACAUAAAAAAGGUAAAAGAGAACUCACAGUAGAAACAUCUAACCGCAAACGUCAGAAAACUCGAGUGGCCAAGCCAUGUUUGGCUCUAGUUUUGCAUCUGACUGGCCAAUUGAAAAAGUGGCGUGAUACUUUCAGGCCAAUCAGAGAGCGUUGUAAAGCAAAAUCAAUGCAAAUCCAGAAUUCUUCCGACACCCCUGGAAAGUUUCUAUGUUUGAUAAAAUUGGUUGAAUUCAUUCAAAUAUAUGAUUGAUCCACCGAUUUGUUCUUUGCUUACAGAAAAAAGAUGGUGCAGAAGAGAUAUCUAAAUUAAACUGGGUUCGCCACACAAAGCAAGGAGUAUACUUUGUGAAGUCGCCAACCAAGAUUCACGAUUUAACUCUUGCAAAUGAAAAUACUUCUUGUAUGAGUUAUGAUGUCAGUUUUGAACCAAGCACGGGAGAAAUAGAUUUUAACUUUCAGUUACAGACAAGCUAA
Messenger RNA from Pocillopora meandrina, 10826 nucleotides. The record is from the annotation of a GenBank genome assembly. Lineage: Eukaryota; Metazoa; Cnidaria; Anthozoa; Scleractinia; Pocilloporidae.